AUGCCGUUGAAAUUGUGGAAACGUGUUUGGCCAUGGUUUCUUUAUGCAGUUGCGAAGAUGGCUGCACAGGAAUUCACCGUUGACUUGAACAAGCCCCUUGUCGUCCAGCUUCAGCUGAUGUCGACGUUUUCUCCAAUGCUUCGCAAACAAUAUUCCAAAUUACAGCAAUUUCCAAAACCAAUCCACCGAUGCCAUGGCCAUUGUAACAAGGCCUACAUGAACUCACGCUCAAGCAACUUGUCGUUUGUGCAAAGCGACAUGGCUUCAACGAAACGGCUAUGGCAGUUCAGGCAGGGGCCACCCUGGCGAACGUAUAUUAUCUUAUAUCAGAGAAAAGUUAGAGUUCAUGGCUUCCCAGCUGGAGUUUGCAUUACUCUUGGCAUUGGAGGACACUUCAGCGGAGGCGGCUAUGGAGCCAUGAUGAGAAAAUAUGGUCUUUCAAUAGAUAAUGUCCUUGAUGCCCAAUUGGUUGAUGCCAAUGGUCGAAUACUUAACAGAAAGUCAAUGGGAGAAGACGUGUUUUGGGCAAUCCGAGGAGGUGGAGGAACUAGUUUUGGAAUCAUUCUUUCAUGGAAGAUCAAGCUGGUUCCUAUUCCUCCUAAGGUUACUGUUUUCAAGGUGAAAAGGACUUUGGAACAAGGCGCAACAGAUCUUACUUAUCGCUGGCAACAAGUUGCCCAUAAACUACCUAAAGAUCUUUUCAUCAGACUGGAGGCUAGGCCUUUAAUCGGACCUGGCAAAGGCAACAAAACCAUACAAGUUACUUUCAUUGGCCAUUUUCUUGGACAAACGGAUGGACUUGUUCAACUGUGCCGUGCAUGGCACCAGCGUAUCCACCUACUUCUGCCACUACUAUUUACAGCACCAUGCCCCUAUGAAACCUAUGGAACCCAUACUGAGCCACUGUACCUCACUUGCCCCAAUUGCCCAGAGCCACCAACCUUACCUUGCCAGCACCCAUACUGA
Molecule: messenger RNA, 966 nt
Organism: Durio zibethinus
Lineage: Eukaryota; Viridiplantae; Streptophyta; Magnoliopsida; Malvales; Malvaceae
Source: RefSeq, a predicted model, not a curated record